Molecule: messenger RNA, 1290 nt
Organism: Protobothrops mucrosquamatus (brown spotted pit viper)
Lineage: Eukaryota; Metazoa; Chordata; Lepidosauria; Squamata; Viperidae
Gene: FAM43B
Product: family with sequence similarity 43 member B
Exons: 1
Coding region: 1-1290 (429 amino acids)
Source: RefSeq, a predicted model, not a curated record
AUGCCAGCCUCCGCUUUCUCCCAGCUGAAUUCACAAAGAAUCCCCCCCACACCCACAAAAGCACUAUUUUCAGCUUUAAAGGAAAAGAAAUGGAGCGGCUCCCGGGAAGCAGCCGGGCGGGCGUCGGGCGCGUUCCCACGGGCGCGCGGACACGGGAACUCGCGAGGGCGGCGCGCGCCCGGGCCGGGCAAGGAGGCGGAGCAGCGGCGGCGGCGGAGGCUCCGUCCCUCGCCGCCUCUCCUCCUUGCGCGGCUGGUGCUCGGCGAGCGCGGCGGGAGAGCCAGCGCGGCCGGGGCGGGAGGGNCCUGCCCGGAGCUGUGGCCGGCGGGGGCGCUGGGCGGGCUCUUCCGCCGCCGCCGCCGGACGGCCCAGCUGAACGCCGAGGAGCCCACCUUCCGCGCCUGCUACCUGGGCCACGCCGCCACCCUGCUGGCCAAGGGCGAGGGCUGCGCCGAGGCGGCGGUGGAGAAGCUCUGGGCGCGCAGCCAGGCCGGCCGGCGCGGCGCCCGCAUGCAGCUCAGCCUGGGCCCGCAGGGGCUGCACCUGCGCCCGCCCGCCGCCAAGGAGGGCCGCCCCCGGGCCGCGCACGCCUACCUGCUGCACCGCAUCACCUACUGCGCGGCCGACCGGCGCCACCCGCGGGUGCUGGCCUGGGUCUACCGGCACCAGGUGAAGAACAAGGCGGUGGCGCUGCGCUGCCACGCGGUGCUGCUCUCGCGGGCCGAGAAGGCGCAGGCGGCGGCCCGGCUGCUCUUCCAGACCUCGGCCGCCGCCUUCGACGAGUUCAAGCGGCUGCAGCGGCGGAGCGACGCGCGACGGCUCCAGCGGCAGCUGCUCGGGGAGGCCGUCGUCCCGCUGGCGCCCCUGCGCAGGCUGCUCAACGCCAAGUGCCCCUACCGGCCCCCGCCGGACCGCGGCCGCAACGGGCCCCGGCUCAGCUCCAUCCAGGAGGAGGAGGAGGAGGAGGAGGAGGAGGAAGGCCGGAGGAGGAAAGAGCGGCCGGCGGCGUUGGGCACGGCCACCGGUGCCCCCCUCGACUGGCUGGCCACCCGCUCCAUCAUCUGCGCCAUCGGCUCUGCGGGCCCGGCCCUCUGGGCUGACCACACGGCCCCCAGGGGCCGCCCCGGCGCUGCCCUUCCAGGGCCCAAGAUGACCAGGUGCCUGGAGCGGCCGGAGAUGCAGACUUUGGUGCGGGAAUUCCAGUUCUGCAGCUUGCAGGGUGCGCUGCCCGUGGGGGACAGGGCCUCCUGGAGGCCACCUAGCCGGGAGCCCCCUUGCCUGUCCCGCUAG